GAGAAAAACAAGGGAGGGGAGUCGGAGGCGGGGGGGACAGAAAAAUCGAAGACGAGCUGUCAGAAAGAACAACUUCUCCUCCCGAGCGGGCGAGAAGGGCUGGUGGGCGCGACGGCGGCGUCCUCUCGGCAGGCAGCCCGCGCUAGCAGCAGCAGGAGCGGCCUGGGUCCCAGCGCGGCCCCCCGAGCCUCGAGUUCCUCCUCCUCCGCGCUCCGGCGGCGGCGGCGCGGGUGUUGCAGGCGGACCGGGGAGCGGCGGCGGACACGAAAAUGCUGGGUUAGAGAGAGAGCAUCUGUGAGUGUGUGUGCUGCAGUCCAGUCCGUUCCAUCCUGGCAGUCCACGAAUGGCACAGGGAAACCAACAAAUUGACACUCAGGUUGUGCAGCAGCUACGCCAGAAGUUUCCAGAAGUUCCAGAGGGCGUGGUCUCUCAGUGUGUCCUACAGAAUAAAAACGACUUGGUAGCUUGCUGUGAAUAUCUGACCCAAGUGAGUCCCGGCUUCUUGUACAGCGAAGGCAACCCGAGCGUGACGGACUUGCGCAAUCACAUGACCCAGCUCAACCUGGGCGUCUCCCAGAACACCCAUGGUGCCGUGCAGCGAGAGGGAGUGAGGAUGAACGGCAGCAGGACUCUCUCUCACAGCCUGAGCGACGGGCCCAUCAAUGCCUCCCAUCCACCUUCUGAUUUCUACCAGGCCGAGCCGCAGUCUGCCCCUCCGCACACACCCACUGCCCUCAAUGCCUUCUGUAUGAUGGAACCGCCUCGAAAGCCGCAGCCUCCUCAGAACCUUGGCCUCUAUCUUGGGGGCAAAGGACAUGGCCCACCACCGACCCCACGCUUUAAUCCCAUCACGGUAACCCUCGCGCCCAAUACAGGCAGAAACACUCCCACGUCCCUCCACAUCCAUGGAGGGCCUCAGGCAGGUUUAAACAGCCCCAACUCCAUCUAUAUUCGUCCGUACGUGACACAGUCGGGUGGCACCCGCCAGGCCCAGGGCCGGGGCCAGUAUAGCCCCACCUCACAGCCCACACAGCAGAUCUACCAGAUCACACACCCGGCUGGCUCGCAAAACUGGACGAGCACCCAGCAUCAGACCUCGCACGUUUACAUGCCUAUCAGCUCACCCACCACACCCCAGCCCCCCUCAAUCCUACAGGCCGCAUCCUCCCAGGCCUGCUCCUCCUCCUCUUCCUCGUCCUCGUCAUCUUCGUCGUCUUCGGCAGCCGGUCCUGUGCCAUCCUCAUUCAGCCAGUACAAUAUCCAAAACAUCUCGACGGGGCCGAGGAAGAACCAAAUCGAGAUUAAGCUCGAGUCCCCGCAAAGAGGUGCGGCUUCUGCCUCAGCCACGGCAACGCUGAUGUGUUCCGGCUCUGCCCCGCGACCCUCCUGCAGUUCGACAUCUUCGUCCUGUCCGUCGCCCUCCUCUUCCUCGCUGGCUGCCUCUGUAGGCCCUUCCGCCCCGCUUUCCAUCGGAGGGCCGGGUCUUAGCCGAAGCCAGCCCACUGUGUAUAUCUCCGCCUCUCCGCCUGCUGCUGCUACGACCCCGUUGGACGAGUCUGCGGUCCUCCCUCCUGCGCCUCGUUCGCAGCCCAAGUUCUACAUUUCUGCUAAUGCGUCUUCAGAUGAGGGCGUCGCACGGAAUCCGCCCACAGUCUACAUAUCCGCUAACCCCACAAUUCCAGGUGCAGCGGGUGGCCGGAGCCUAGGAAGCCAAGUCAGCAUGGGCCCCGCCUACAUCCAUCACCACCCACCCAAGUCCCGUGCCUCAAUGGGAGCUGCAGGGACAGCGACGUCUCCCCGGGUGGUGGUGACGCAGCCCAACACCAAAUACACCUUUAAAAUCACAGUCUCGCCCAACAAGCCGCCCGCCGUAUCUCCUGGCGUAGUGUCGCCAACUUUUGAGCCCACCAACAUGCUAAGUCUGCCUGCAGAUCACCACUACGCUGAACCUGAAGCCCCGCAUCUGUCUGACCCGCUCUCACCCCACCGAGACCGGGCCACGGAGGCCCGUAGACCCAGCAUGGGCUCCGACGACGCUGCUUACACACAAGCGUUGUUGGUGCAUCAGAAGGCACGCAUGGAGCGUUUGUGUCAUGAGCUAAAGCUGAAAAAGAAGAACUUGGAGAAACUCAAAGAGGAAGUGAACGAGAUGGAGAACGACUUAACAAGAAGACGACUGCAGAGGUCCAACUCGGUCUCCCAGAUUCCAUCUCUUGACGAAAUGCAGCAGCUGAGAUGUAAGAACAGGUUACUGCAGAUCGACAUUGACUGUUUAACUAAAGAGAUCGACCUCCUCCAAGCACGCGGACCACACUUCAAUCCCAAUGCAAUCCAUAAUUUCUACGACAACCUCGGCUUCUUGGGUCCCGUCCCACCAAAACCCAAAGGUACCCCAGCAGCAGGCUCGGAUCAUUGGGGCUCUGUAGACAGGAGAGGACGCAAAAUAAACGUCAGCUCCAAGCUUAAGAGAGACCCCUCUCUCCCUCCUGUUCCACCCUGUCUCCCUGCACAUGUGGAGUCGAGCAGUAAGAGUAUGAAGGCUGUGUCAGAGGUUGAGGACGAUGAUGGUGUCCAGUGGGGAUGUACUGCCUGCACCUUUCUCAACCACCCUGCCCUGAACCGCUGUGAACAGUGUGAAUUCCCACGACACUUCUGAGCCCCAAUUACUUACACAAACACACACACACACUCGCACGCUCAUGUACACACACAGCAUUCGCCAGCUCGAGUAGUACAGACUUAUUUUCGAGAAUAUGGGCAUGAACGUAGAGAGUGUGUUUGUGUGUGUUUCUGCAGUGUUGUCUGUCUCCUUAUCUCUCUCUCUCUGGGUGUGUCGUUCUGCCCACUGAAGACUGGAUGAUGUUUACAGGUUUUUCUCCGUUUCAGUCUGUCAAUCCAAGCUGAGCUCUCUAGAGUAUGUUUGCGCAUGUAUGAUUGAACAAUUGACUGUAUGUUAGCCCAUGUGUGGUGAGAGCCUGUGUGGGUUUGACAGUAGAGGAUUCCCCUGCUGGCUCCAAAAUGAAUCUCAGUGCUGCCUGAAACAGUAUUAUCAUAGUGUGUCUGUGCAUAGGUACAAACACGCACGCACGCACACACACACACACACACAUAUACACACACACGCACACACACACGUGCCAGUGUGCCUUACGGAUGGGAACUGCCUUCGAGAGCCGCCUCGUCUCCUUACCUGAAGGGAAUGCCUAACAGACUACUUUCUGGACUUGACUCUUUUACUCUUUCCAAAGGAUGAUGGGAAGAAUCUGUGGAAUUUCUGCCAAAUCGGAGUUUCCUCUGUACCAUCUGUGCCCGCUUCUCUUUCGUUCACUAAAAACGAAACAGAAAUUGAACUCAACUGCAUGCCUUAGAUGUACAGUUUACAAAGGAGCCCCUCCUCACUCAAGCUUUUUACUGUACAUAGUUUUAGAAUGAGCUUUAAAAUGCCAUUUUUUUCUUUCUCUCUCUCUUCAGCUGUCACGUGUAUUUCCUGUAAUUAUAGCUUCAUAGACUUCAUUUACUUCUAUUUGUUUUGUUUUUGUUGUUUUCUCUUAGACAAAUGAGUACGGUUUCCCUCUUUAAGUUCAGUGAGAAGCGCAGCGUGGCGUGAAAGCAGAGAGAUGAGCGCUGGAUCUCCUCUCCAGCCCUUCACACAGACGCUCCUUCUCCAGCGUACGGCCUGCAGACGCAGCAAAGGUCAAAAAGAUGGAGUUUAUGCACGAGGCCUGUGGUCUCCAACAGGUCAAUGGUCUCCACAGGGUCUCCACAGGGUCUCUGCAGCAAACGAAGUACAGCCCUGAAACGGAUGAUAAACUGCCAUCUUUAGCUGACAACUGGAAUGUAGGUUUAAUAUUCGGGAAUUUUAUUCUACACCUUUGUGCCAAGCAAGGAACACAAUAUGCCAAAAUUGUGCCGAGUGAUGCACACGGUAUGAAUUGAGAGCAGAGACUUCUGGGACAUGUAGUUCGGAGUUUUUAUGCCUUCCAAAAAGCUGUUUUGUCGGAGGGCUUUAUGGAUCAGAUGUUCGGAACUUGCCAAAGUUUGGGAAUCUGUGUGUUCCUGGGUGAAGCCAAAUAGGUCACCAUGUGCCUUUAGUCAGUUUUUCACAGGUGAUGCUCUAUGAUUAAAAUGGACAGUGCCUUUUUCUCCUUCGUAGAAUUGAUUACACGAGUUCCACAAGGCCUUCAUGAUGUUUUAAAUGUUUAUUAGCUUAUUGAUUUUACCUUAAUUUUUAAAUAAGAUAUAAAAGAGUUGUGAAGAAGUGUCAUUUUCAGUUUCACAAUCUGCUGCCUCACUUUCGGCCUUAAAGUUUUACAGAAUAAUCUACGCGGUAAUGAGAUCAAUAUGGUCAUGAAUAGCCUAAAUUGGUCGUUUUCUAGUGUCGCCAACCCAUUUUUCUCCUAGUCUUGGAUUAAAAUAAAUAAAAAUUGAUAAAAUUAUUAGCAUAAGUCAAGUGCCAGCUGUUCAGCAUCCUGCCAGUAUUAAGGAUGUUGAUCCCGAAAGCAAUAAUCAAAUGCCACAGAAUAUCAAAGCAUGCUUGCUUUUUAAUCCAAGAUGUGGUCUAAUCUGGGUUUGAAAAUUGGCAAAAUAAAGAGAAAUAUCUCUUGUAGCUGUUAAGUCUGGGUGUCUGAAGCACUUGUGUUUAAGGAACCCAGAGAAACUUAGUCAUACCCGAUUGCAGCUCUGAGUCAGAGCCACCAGUUAUGUUCAUGAAUUUAAAACAUAGGGAAAAGAGCGGAGUGAUUUGGGAAUCUAAAGUGGUUUUUAAUUUUAGUGGGGAAAACUGUCUUUGUAACAGAUAAGUUAUUUGUAAAAAUAAACAAAAAAAAUCCUGAA
Pygocentrus nattereri (red-bellied piranha) is the source of this 4833-nucleotide messenger RNA. RefSeq names its product TGF-beta activated kinase 1 (MAP3K7) binding protein 2 (gene tab2). NCBI's taxonomy places the organism in Eukaryota, Metazoa, Chordata, Actinopteri, Characiformes, Serrasalmidae. Gene Ontology annotation, biological process: positive regulation of protein kinase activity. The transcript is spliced from 8 exons. Gene Ontology annotation, molecular function: K63-linked polyubiquitin modification-dependent protein binding; ubiquitin binding. Bases 344 to 2656 code for a protein of 770 amino acids. The record is from RefSeq and is a predicted model, not a curated record.